Messenger RNA from Drosophila yakuba, 1901 nucleotides. RefSeq lists its product as uncharacterized. The transcript has a single exon. Gene Ontology annotation, cellular component: extracellular region. The coding region runs from base 1173 to 1901 and encodes 242 amino acids. The record is from RefSeq and is a predicted model, not a curated record. Gene Ontology annotation, molecular function: chitin binding. Lineage: Eukaryota; Metazoa; Arthropoda; Insecta; Diptera; Drosophilidae.
CGCCCGACAGUUUGUUUGUUUUUUAUGAGAACUGUAACCCUAGCACACAAAUAAUUAGUGAGCUAUUUUUAUAGAUCUUCGGAUGCGCGGCUGCGCAGGCGCAAUGCGCAUUGAGUGCAGUUGAAUCAGGUGCUGGGGGUCUUCCUCCACAAUCUUAAUUAGAAUUUACAUUUCGAAGCAGAGUGUGUGUGUGUGUGUUUUGUAUUUGUGCACAUGUUGCACUGCAUUUGAAGAUCUCGUCGUGCACUUAAUCACUUGAGUCGGCACCAUAUGGGGUCCUUUCUUCUAGUUUCUUGUUGUGUGCAUCAGCAGCAUCUGGUGCAUGGCAUAUAGAGCGGUACCGAGCGGUAUAACCUGUUAAUCAGAUAUGUGGAUUGAGCCGAAAAUUAUGCCACAAAGCUGCUGCGCCAGCUGGCACUCCACUCGACUGCGUUUAAUUGACAAUUAAUAAAACUUUUAAUAUGCGCGCAAUUGGCACUGAACACUGAAGUCAGCCCGAUGACAGCUCUGCAUAUAAUGGCUAUGGUUAUGGUAGUGGGGUAUAUGGUGGUUGGAUAGCUGGGUAGCUGGGCAAUUGGAUAAUGCCCACAGAUCCCAGCCAUUUGCCCUGGUAAUUCUUCAUUAAUCAGCUUCGCAAUCAUUUACGUAAAAUGGCAGGAGCGUGGAAAAGCGCAGAGCCACCAAACCUAAUUGCAAGUUAUGAAUAUCUCAUCGGAUAUUAAAUCGAUGGCCGUCGCUUAACUCCGACAAGCCACGACCACGAUGACGAUGGAAAUAAUAAUGAGCAUGAAUGGAUGGUAUGAAUGGGCUGAAUGGUAUCGUUCGUCGACCAUCCAACCGUCUGUAUGUCCGUCCGUUUGUCCGUCCGCUUGUCCGUCCGUUUGUUUGUCCGUGCGGAAGUGGCGACACUUAAUUGCGAAUUGAGUGCGUUUUCAAUUUUUAUUGAACUGCGCCCAGUCGAGCAUUAUGCUGCGGUGUGGUAUCAUUAAAUCCUGCUGCGAAGUAUGCAACGAAAAUGCAAAUUACCGAGACCAGACUGAGUGGGCGUGGCAGUAACUCCGCCGCACUCAUUAGCGGUAUCUACUAGACAAUAACCACCGCCAUAAUCGAUGGAAUAACUUGUCUUCUUUAUCAGUUGGCGCACAUGCAAAAUUAUUCUCAACCCAUCAUCGAUGAAGUCAGUCUUCAGAAGUCAACCCGGUAUUUUGGUAGUAACAGAAAUGAGCGCUAUAACCGUUUUAACAAUUAUUUUGGUGACCUUGCUGGGCCACCGAACCGGUGCCCUGGAAUUCGAGGAGUGUGCCAGUGCCCCACAAUUGGGUGUUUACGUGGCCAGCUCUAGUAAUUGCUCCAAAUACAUAUAUUGCGCCGGUCCCGGAUCCUUUGAGGCCGAGUGCUUGGAUGGACAUUACUACGAUGAGAAAUUGGAACGCUGCCUGGAUCGAAAGUUGGUGACGCGAUGCCAUGAUCCUGUAGACACCACCACCAAAUCUUCGUCGAUGGUUACGAAACCAGCUCAGGAAGCGAUCGAUCCAUUGACGAUUACCCUGCGACUUCUACCCAAUGCCGGACCCUGUUAUCCGUACAUGGUGUGCUACGAGGGGGCUGGACUGGCCAAGGCCUGUACUCCUGCUCAUCUUGUGUCCUGCAACCGUAUGCAAUCCCGAGAAAACAUCAUCAACUGCCAGGAGGGAGUGUAUGGGUUUAUGCCACAUCCACGGCAUUGUGCCUACUUCUACUACUGCUCCAGUGGCUCCAGGCUGAUCCAUCGAUGUCCUUUGAACUAUACUUGGCAUUACGAACGCAGGUCCUGCGUCCAGCAGUCCGAGAAGAUGUGCUACUCCGAAAAGCUUCGGCUCAAUAGAAAUAAAAUGGGAAAGGCCAAGCAGGCGUAUUUCUAA